Molecule: messenger RNA, 5180 nt
Organism: Darwinula stevensoni
Lineage: Eukaryota; Metazoa; Arthropoda; Ostracoda; Podocopida; Darwinulidae
Source: the annotation of a GenBank genome assembly
AUGUCAUGGCUGCAUUCAUUCACCACUCACACUCUUUUCUCUCUUUCCAUGCAAUAGAGUAUGUGAGUGCGUGACGUGUGUGUAUGUGUGCAUGUGUGUAUGUUUGAGAGUGAGUUGGAUAUGGAUGGAGUGAGUGUGUGUGAGUGGGAUAUGGAUGGAUGAAUGAAUAUUUGUGGUAUUGUGCAUGUACCAUCAGAUUGUAUUCACUCAGUUCCUUCCAGGUUUAGAAAGAGCCAUCAGAGAAAUGGAUAGCAUAAUGUCAUCAGUGGUUGCUGAGGAGGAUGAACGUCCUGCAUCAUCAGAUGCAUUUUGGGGUGUAUCCCCAUUUACAACCCCCCCAAAGCGCUUACGGCUGGAUUCCAUGCCAAAUGGAUUGGAGGAAUUUGAGCUGCAACAGGAGAACGGAGCUGUAGAGGAAUCCUUUCAAAUGGAAGAGCGUCUUGAUGAUGCCAGUGCUGAACUUGGCCUCAGCAUGGUUUCAGCCAUCCCCUCAUCUAAUGAACGGGUGUUUGAUCUACUUGAUGAACUCCCUGAUGAGGAUGAUGAUGAGGGUGAAGAGGAUGAUCUUGAGUCAAGCGAGGGGGAAGAGAUUUCUCAGGAAGAAAUUGAUCAGCUACUGGAGAAAGGAGUGGAUGACCAGAUGAGGCAAGAGCAGGAGGAGCAGGCAGAGAAGGAGAAAGAACGUAUGAAGAACGUGGUAGAACGUGUUAGACUCAUUGUGAAAGAUUACCCAGAGAAUCCACUGGAGCUUCUUCCAGCUGGUUGGAUCAAGGUGACACAUUUCAGUGGAAUGCCCAUCUAUCUUCAUAAGCCAACUCGUGUAUGUAGCUUCUCGCGCCCCUACUACAUUGGCUCAGCAUCUGUUCGAAAACAUCAUGUACCUGAGAGUGCAAUACCUUGCCUCCACUACCGUAGCUUCAAGGAAAAGGAAGCUGCGGCUGCUCAAGAAAUGGAACUAGUAGCCUUGGAAAAUGGGAGACAGCUGAUAGAAAGUGGAGCAGAUGGUAAUGAGACUGCUCAAUGCAAUGGAGUGAAAGCCAAAGAGGACCCUGGAGGAAGUGAACCAGAGGCUGGGGAAAUACUUGACAGUGAGACUGAAGGGGAUCAGAAGAGUCAGAAUAAAGAAGAGGAAUCUCAAAAUGUGGUGGACCAAGAGGAAGCCAAGAAGCGGUUAAAUCUCCCUGAAGUGAAGGUCUGCUCUGCUGCAGAAGCACAGAAGCAGGAGUCCCUGACCCCUGCUGAUCUCAAGGCAUAUUGCCAGAAGCUGUUUGAAUUCAAGGAGUUGCGAACCCUGCAUUUCAAUUCCUGGUCAUUGCGUCGGAGGCACGAAAAGGAAAAACGACGAGAGCAGAGGGAGAUCCCCGUACUCCAAAAAGAUACUCAUAUUCUUCGUCUGCCAAUUCUCGCAGCUCGAAGGAUUGGGAAGAGGAGGAGGAGGGAGUUUCUGCUGAAUCCACAGGGGAAGACAUGUGUUGCCCUCCUUCAUGAAUAUCUUCAGAUGUGUUUGGAUCGUCAUCCAACUUACACUUUUCAAGAAGUUGGGAAUGCAGCCACUCCAUUCCGUGCUACUGUGCACAUUGAUGGAAUGCAGUAUGGAUGUGGUUAUGGAGCAUCAAAGAAGGAUGCCAAGGCAGCAGCAGCACAGAAUGCCCUUGAGGUCCUUAUACCGCAGUUCAAAGAGCAUCUGAAGAAGCGGGAAGCCAAGGGCAAACAGAUCACCAAGGAUAAGACUGACCGCUCAGUAUGGAGACUUACUCUUGGAUUCAUUUUUAAAUAUUGUUCUUUGACUCUCACAUUCUUUGAUGAGGUGAAUAUUGAGGAUACAAGAGUGAUGGAAUUGUGCAAUACUAUUGGGGAACUCACACCAUACCAGGUUCUUCUGUCCUGCCUUCAAAAGAAUUAUGGCCUGGGGAAACUUGACAUCAAGAGUGAGUUGAUGACAACCAACACGCGGUUCAACAAGUUCACUAUGAGUGUUGGAAAACAUUCAGCAACAGUGAUGUGCAGAAACAAACGGGAAGGGAAGCAGAUGGCUGCACAGAAGAUCCUCAAGCUCCUCCACCCAUACAUCAACAACUGGGGGUCCCUUCUCCGCCUCUAUGGCACAGAUGAGGUCAAGGCUGCCCGACUUGAGUCUCAUCAGGUCACUCAACUCCAGAAGCAGGCCAUCCCUCAUGCACCAAACAUGGCAAUCCUCCAGAAGCUUCGUGAAGAGAUGCACAAGAUCAAGGAUGUUCGAGAACACUUCCAACCCAUUGGGAAAUUCAAAGUGCCUGAUGGAGUUUCACUUCCAUCUGCUUCUUCAUCCAACCUACACAACAUCAAUCUCUGACCUCUUCACCAAAGCUAGAUUCCUCCAUCAUUUUGUGAUGGUUUUGUUGUGAUCUGUUUCCUUGAUGUCAUUUCGGUCCUAAAUCUUGUGAUUAGCACUGCCAGAAGCUAAGAACUAGUCAGUGAAACUGAAGGGAAUCAAGAGCAAGUUUUUCCACUGUCUGCAUUUUCUAGUGAUGUACCCACGUUUAGCUCUGGUUCCAAGGGGAGUAAGGGUAAUGAGACUGCACAAGAAUCUUGUCAUGUGGGUAACAUGAAAUGCAGACAUUGUGUCUUCCCUGAUGGUAAUGAAUGAGUCUCACAAUGAUCAAGUGAUACACUUGUCUCAUUUUUUGUUCACCUUUAUGAUCAAGGGUGAAAGAAUGUUGAGGACUGUGAAUUUUGUGAUAUUACUGGUGAAUGUGCUUUGUCAUUUUGAGCCUGCCCUUUAGUUGCUGAUGAACAGACUCCACACAUCAUCACAGAUAUACAGGGUGGUGCAGAAGUUUUGCACCAUAGGGUAAAUCAAAUUUUCAAAUCAUUUGCCAUUAACUUGAAAAUACUUUGAUUCACUAGACACAUAAUGUUUGAACAUAUCUAAACUCCACAUUCUCAUCUUUUAUUAAUUUUGCAGCAAUCAGUUACCUGCAAAGAAAGAAACAAUAUUAAUGUUGUGUAACAGUGAAAUCCCAUAUGGUGUGUGACUUUUGUGCCACCCUGUACAAUUCUGAAAUUUUUUUAUGACAGCACAUCAAGCUUUUCUGUUUUUUGUGAACAGUGAAGCAUUUAGGUCUAGAUUUUUAGUGAUGUGUUAUUUUUACCUGUAUCUACCACUGAGCUAGAAAAAGGACUAAUUUUCUUCAGGCAACAUGCUAUAGGAUGACUGAGCCUUGGAUGUAAAGAAUCAUAGUGUCUCUUUCACAUUGGCUUUUAAGGUUUUCCUGGUUUUCUUACUUAUCUUUCUCAUCAGUGCUUACAUUAUGAAAUGUAGGCAUCAUUCAACAAAUAUAAUAAUUCUUAAAGAAUCUCAAGAAUCUUUGAAGCAUUUUCAGGUGGUCACAAAUUUUGAAAUAAGCAAAUUCCAGGCCUCUCCUUGCAUGGAUUGUUGGGCCUGUGGUAGAACUCAUGUUACAUAGCCCUUCAUUGUUCUUUGUAGCCAUAUGAUAUUGUUGGCCUUGGGUAUGAGACCAGUCCCAUUUGAAAUGAACAUUCAGGGUUGAAGAUAUUGUUAACUGAACAAGUUACAGCCAUGGAGCUGCUUGUAGUAGAGGUGAUGGGUUAUGGUUAGGGGCUCAGCAAUCUUCCUGCAGUACCUGCAUCAUUCCCUCCCACCUGUGCAUUAUGUGAGUUUGUUCCAUCCUCUACACAUUUCAUUUUCACUAGAUUUGCUGGUGGCAUCCUAUGGCAUGUAGCAUGUCUAGUUCUUUUUCUUAGCUCAGUGGUAUUUCCUCUAAGCAGUUUUUGUCAGUCCUCUGUUAAGGUAGCUCUGAUCUGUGGAAUCACCUUGAUGGGUAUAUGGGAUCUUGUGAGAAUUUUUUGUUACAUGGGUUUGGAGGUAGUGAUGCUCAUGUAUUGCAUAGGCAAUUUCCUUUCAUAAUUCAUUAUCAUCAUAUGGAUAUUAUGUUUACUCCCUGCCUACCAUUCACUGAAUGUGUAUUUUAGUUGAGCCUAUCAUUAAUAUUAACAGUUGGGUUGAAUUCCAUACCAGGUUUUGUGUUGAAUGUAGCUUUUAUAAUUUCUAUGUGAUGAUGAUCAUUAUAAGGAAAAAAGUGCUUCAUAAUUACAUGUGGGCUGAGGCUUUUCAUUUACUGUGGUUGGUGGGUAUGUGUGGUGGCUGGUGAAAAUGUUUGCAGACUGGUUUUGUGCUCCUUUAUUCAUUUAUGCACAUAUUUUAUUUCUUUUGGUGAACUUAUAUUGGGUCUUGAAAAGCAUAUCAAAAUUUUUUGCUUAAUGUCUUUGUCUUGGUAUUGGAACUAUUUCUUAAUGCAAUUUUCUCUUUGAACUUCUGUUAAAUAAGUGGGGGAAUUUUGGCAAACAAUUUUGGAAAUCUGAAGGGUUAUUAAAAAUUGCAUGAAAGUAGGCAAAUGCUCCAGAUUCCAGGAAGCUGUAGGGAGCAGCACCAGUUAGUGAACAUGAGCCAGUUGGCAAACAAGUGUCAUGAAAUGUGAUUUGGCCUUUUGUUUCUCGAGUUACAUGCUCCAGCAUGUGGUAUCUGCAGAAAUGGAUUGAUUGAUUAAUUAAUGCUGGGGAUUGAGUGUGAAACUAGAAUAACAAAAGACCAAAUCGCAUUUCAUGACCCUCAUUUGCUAACUGGUGCUGCUCCCCUAAUGUAAUUUAGUCAUCAUUGUAUAUAAGCCCUCAAUGGAAAAUUGCACUAUUUUGCAGUCAAAAGAGAUUUUCUGGCUCUUGGAGAGCUCACAAAAUCCCUCUAUUUGAUCUCCCUGAAAUAGUUCUUGCAAUUUUUAACAGAUGUUGGCCAGUCUGAUAUCGGAGAGUUCCUAAUGGAUGUUCUGUCAUUUUUUAACUGUGUGCCGAUUCAAUAUCAUCAGCAUGAAUUAUCUCAGUGGUACUCAUACUUUUUAACCACUUACCAGUUUUUUUGUUGUUGCAAUGAAUUGAACCAAAAAUGACAAUAUUUUAAUUUAGAUUUUGAUUCUAUAGACUUUGUGUGAGCAAAAUAUGUUUGGGUAAUGUAUUUUAUUAAUUUAUUUGGACAAAUCAAGAAUGAAACAAUGAAACACAAGUCGCCCGUGUCUCAUACGGGCAAGUUAGUUUUGGGAAGGACAACAUCGCCUGCAUCAGAGAUGGGCAAAUCAUGGAAGUGGUUAAGCUCGGGACUGGAUAUGGAUGGUGACCAACAUUGUAUGAGC